Molecule: messenger RNA, 4863 nt
Organism: Syngnathus typhle (broad-nosed pipefish)
Lineage: Eukaryota; Metazoa; Chordata; Actinopteri; Syngnathiformes; Syngnathidae
Gene: vav3a
Product: guanine nucleotide exchange factor VAV3
Exons: 27
Coding region: 175-2688 (837 amino acids)
Biological process (GO): cell migration; intracellular signal transduction; regulation of GTPase activity
Cellular component (GO): plasma membrane; cytoplasm
Molecular function (GO): guanyl-nucleotide exchange factor activity; protein binding
Source: RefSeq, a predicted model, not a curated record
GGUGCGCUCCAUCCAGUCAUACGAGCACACACGGCUGUCAACCUCACAUCGACUGCGGCCCAUCUAUGCGCAACUCUGCUCCAUUUUCAUCGGGUUGGAACAUGGACGCGCUCUAAAAGGAAGCGCACUUCAAAAGCUUGUCGAAGACGCUUUUUUUUUGUCGUGAGAAUAGUCAUGAUGGAGUAUUGGAGACAGUGUGCGCUGUGGCUGAUUAACUGCAAGGUGCUUCCAGUGAACCAUCGGGUUACGUGGGAGACUGCGCAGGUAUUCGAUUUGGCCCAAACACUCCGGGAUGGAGUCCUUCUUUGCCAUCUUCUCAACAAUCUCAGGCCACACUCGAUCAACCUAAAGGAGAUCAACCUGCGACCUCAAAUGUCACAGUUCCUCUGCCUGAAGAACAUCAGAACUUUUCUGGCGGCAUGCAACGACAUAUUUGGCAUGAAGAAAAGUGAGCUGUUUGAGGCCUUUGACCUUUUUGACGUCAGGGAUUUUGGAAAGGUUAUGGACACACUUUCUAAGCUUUCCCUCACACCGAUUGCACAGCAAACUGGAAUCAGGUCUUUUCCAACUGAAGAAAGCGUUGAAGAUGAGGAUAUCUACAACCACCUCGAAGACCUCAUGGAUGAAAACGGGGUGGAAGAUGAGGAGGAUCUGUACGACUGCGUCUAUGAUAACGAAGAGGGCGGGGAAAUCUACGAGGACUUGAUGAAAACGGAAGUGCUCGCUCCCCCGGUGUUACAGAAACAAGCAGAAAUCGACAUUCGAAGUUGCUGUUUAACAGAAAUCAGGCAGACUGAGGAGAAAUUUUCAGACACACUUGACUCAAUAGAAAAGAACUUUAUGACACCUCUCACUGUGUUUUUAUCCACGGCCGAGCUAGAGAAAGUGUUUGUUAAUAUACCGGACUUGGUGAAAGUCCACAAAUGUUUACUACAGGAAAUUCAAGACUCAGUCCAACACAGAAGUGCCCAAAAUCUUCACCAGAUCUUUAUUGCUUUCAAAGAAAGGUUGCUAAUUUAUGGGAAAUACUGCAGCGAUGUCGAGACAGCCAUUGCCACGCUGGACAGUAUAUGUAAGGACAGAGAGGACGUACGCAUGAAGCUUGAGGAGUGUUCUAAAAGAGCUAACUAUGGCAAAUUCACUCUGAGGGAUCUGCUGGUGGUUCCCAUGCAGCGGGUCUUGAAGUAUCACCUCCUUCUGCAGGAGCUUGUUAAACACACUCACGAUGCUACAGAGAAAAGCAAUCUACGGAAAGCAUUAGAUGCCAUGAAGGAUUUGGCCCAGUAUGUCAAUGAAGUCAAGCGAGACAACGAGACUCUGCGAGAAAUCGAUCAAUAUCAGAAAUCCAUCGAAAACCUUAAUCAGCCUCUGAGUAACUACGGGAGACCCAAAGGUGACGGGGAAGUAAGGGUGGCCUCAGUGGACAAACGUGCUAAACAGGACAGGCAUAUCUUCUUGUUCGAUGCUGCCGUCAUCGUUUGCAAGCGACGGGGAGACAACUAUGAAAUGAAAGACGCGAUAGACCUGCACCUCUUUAAGGUCACCAACAACCCCACGUCGGACAAGGAAAGCCGAAAGUGGUCCUACGGAUUCUACCUCACGCAUAACCAGGGCCAGAACGGCUUUGAGUUCUUCUUCAAGACCAAAGAACUGAAAAAGAAAUGGCUGGAGCAGUUUGGCAUGGCCAUCUCCAACAUUCAUCCGGAGAAUGCCACCAACAAUUUCCAUGACUUUCACAUGCACACUUUUGAAAGAAUUACCUCCUGCAAUUCAUGCCACAUGCUACUAAGGGGCAUAUUUUACCAGGGCUACUUAUGCUCCAAAUGCGGUUUAGGAGCACAUAAAGAAUGCCUGAACCGUCUGGGUUGCUGCGGAAAAACAGAUCCCGGAUCCGUCAGAACUCAGAUCAAAGACCGAGAUCCAGGGCUGCCCAAGAUGAUGGUGAUGAGGAACUAUUUCGGCGUGCCGAGCCCGACUUCUGGCCCGGCGCUCAGUAUCCAGACGGGUGACAUCAUCGAAUUAAUCUGCGCCGACCUUCACAGCUCGUGGUGGCAGGGUAAAAUCCUGUCAACAAAAGAAGUUGGCUUCUUUCCAAGCGACGCUGUUAGGCCGUGCCCAUGUGUCCCAAAGCCCAUUGAUUACUCCUCUCAACCAUGGUUUGCAGGACCAAUGGAGAGGCUCCAGGCGGAGGCAGAGCUCAUCAACCGGGUCAACAGCACCUACCUGGUCCGCCAUCGCAGCAGAGAGUACACAGAAUAUGCCAUCAGCAUUAAGUACAACAGCGACGUGAAGCACAUAAAGAUCUUGACGAAGGAGGGCUGCUUCCACAUCGCAGAGAACAAGAAGUUCAGGAGUCUCUUUGAGCUGAUUGAAUACUACAAGCAUCACUCGCUAAGAGAAGGUUUUCGGAGUCUGGACACUACGUUGCAGUAUCCCUACCGGGAAUUGGAGAAUUCUGCAAUGCAUCGGCUCAACCGCUCCGGUGGAAACAUGUUUACUCCGAAAGUGAUGGGCGUGGCCAUCGCACGGUACGAUUUCAGUUCCCGAGACACGCGAGAGCUCUCGCUGCAGGAGGGCGACGUGGUGAAGAUUUACACCAAGUCCGGAGCCAACGGGUGGUGGAGGGGCGAGGUCAACGGGAGGAUCGGCUGGUUUCCAUCCACCUAUGUAGAAGAAGGCGAGGAAUGAGCAUACCAAUGAAGAAGAGUGAAAAACAAAAGAAGUUCUGAGCCAGCAGAGGAGCAAACAUCUCUGACGAAAAGAUGGCCUCAUCCUUUCUGCUCGGCUCGCUGUGGCUAAGUAACUGCACCAUCUACAAGUAGCAGCUUGCCUGUCAGCGGGGGCCACGCGGGCUCGCCAGAUGCCCAGCCAUGCAUUUCAUCCCGCCUCUUUCUUGCCCACAAAAAAUCCCAACUUGGCUGCUGCAGACAUGUCAAAAAGCAGGAACUCAGACGCCACUCUUCCAUUCCUGCACUCAUUCAUCCAUUGGCUACACCUGCACCUCCUUCUGCCUCUCAUGGGAAUAGAGCCAACCAAGCUGGAAAGGACCCACACUGUACAAAAAAAAAAAAAAAUCUCCCACAUCAUCUUCUCACUUCUGAAGUCAGUUUGACCUUGCGUGUUUGUUCCACUAACGCCGACGUUUAUUGAUGACUCGAUGGCCCCUCUUUGAUUGCAAUCGCCGCACUUGCACUCAUACACGAGAUAUAAGAUAAAGUCGGUCCUCGCUGGCAGCAAUUGAUGCUUCUGGUUGCUAUUUUCCUCUGGCUGUUCACAUUCUUUAUCUCCGGCGCAGACCCUCAUGUUUUCGCUGGUGCCGGCCGUUAGUGAUCCUCUUGCUUAUCGCUGGCAGGAGCCCACUGGCGGGAGGCUUUUCUUAUUGGAGCUAUUAUGAGCCAAAACACUCCGAGCCGUUUGGAAAUCAGCCUUUUGACUUAGGUUACAGUCAUUCUUGUCAUUUCGUUCCGUUUUACUAAUGGGAAUUAACUGGAAUGUUCUUGACCUUAUUUUCUAUAAGGAAGUUAAAAUUUAUGAGAAGGGAAAACACAUAAGAUAGUGUUGAUUAUUCAGCACACGCCUCAUCAUACUGUCCAAAGGUGACAUUGAGGCAGAGCCACUUGUUAGUCUGCGACUUUAUUUGAUGAACAGAUGGAAGCCGCCUCUGGAAACACACCUCAGGGCGUCGUGACCUCAAGGUGUGCGAGGCCCCCGGGCGGUUUGUGCCGCUCGCUGUUUUUGUACGGUGAACAUUUUGUUUGUAAAAUAUGUUCUUAUUAAAGAUGUUAUAUUUGGAAAUGAUUAUUGUAGACAAAGCCACCACAUGAUCUUAUGUUGCUCUGUGGAUGGGUUUAUUUUUUUCUUUGCUCAUCUUUUGGCUAAAAUGCUGGUUUAAAGAUUUUUGUUCAUGUCCACAAGUGACCACUAGGUGGGAGUCUCUUUCAUCGGCGAGCGGUCACCUUCAGCGUGACAAACUUUUGCCAUGACAUCAUCUGAUUAACAACAUUUAAAAUGGAAUUUGACCAAGUGAACAGAGAUCUUUUUUUUUUAGCUUCAACUGGCUGCAGAUUCUUGAAAGUAAAAAAUCCAACUCAGUCUAGGAGACCAUGAAGAAACAGAACCUCAGGAGACCAAGAGUGGGCUUCUCUAAUGGCUGACAGUGUUAAUCCACUCCCACUCUGCUCCUCUGCCCAAAUGAACUAUGACGGCGUAGUCAUUUAAAAACGCGGACUGUCUUUCCACCAAGUAUGCUCCCUUUGUUUUUUUCCAAUGUCUUUACACAGGAGGAAGACUCAAGGGUAUCCGCGAUCUAAUCAUGACACCAGCUCUACACAUGGGUGACCCCGCUGCAUCCGUCUCUGUCGGUUCCUCUCCCGCUCGGCCUAAGUCACAGCGUUAUCCUCUCAGUCCCUCACACUCCCCUUCUUUCCUUAUCUAUCUCUAGUCCAAUCUCUGUCCUCCCAUUUUCACUGUGGAUUUCAUCCCUCAAGUGAUGCUCUGAGAGCUUUGUGGCGCUAUGCGCCGUAAGCAAUCAAAGCUAAAUAUUUUAGAAUGGAAUUACAAAAUUUAUUUGACGUGCCAUUUAAUAGGUGUCCUUCAAAUGUGAUAUUUUUCUUCUAAAAAAAAAAAAUCAGGAAGUCACUGUGUGUGUGUGUGUCUCACUGAGUUUGUGUGUGUGCUCUGUUAUUGAACCAAAGAUGUACUGUAUGCUGUGUUUACUGUACAGUCAAUAUUAUUAUGGUACAACCGCUGUGGCCUAAAUCGAAAACAGCUCAGGCCUGUGUAGCAUUCCCCUGUAUAUUUUCUAUUGUACCAUAUUGUAAAAUAUGUUUAUAGUAAAUAAUAAAAAUAUGAUGCUUAUUCAAA